AUGUCGGCAGCGUGGCUCGCUUUGCUCCUGGUUCUCUGGGCUCCACACGACACCUGUGGGGCCAAUGAAAAAAAAGUGGUGUGCUACUUAGGUAGCUGGGCUGCCUACAGAAAUGGAAAUGGACAGUUCGAAAUAGAAUACAUCCAACCGGAACUGUGCACGCACCUGGUUUACAGUUUUGUUGGAAUAACUUCUGCAGGAGAGGUCAAAAUUCUGGAUCCAUGGCUGGAUCUUCCAAGCGGAAAAAACGGGUAUAAUCGGUUCAACAGCUUGAAAUCAGCGAACACAAAAACUCUUAUUGCUAUCGGUGGCUGGAACGAAGGGUCAACGACUUUCUCAGCUGUUGCGAACGACCCCACACUGAGAGCGAGGUUCGCGCAGAAUGCAGCUGCUUUUGUGGGCAAAUACGGCUUUGACGGACUCGACGUGGACUGGGAAUACCCGGCGAAUCGUGGCGGAGCUGCCUCCGACCUGGUGGCGUUUGUUGAGCUGCUGAAGGCGCUGAGGACGGAGUUUGACAAGUACGGCUACAUCCUGAGCGCCGCCGUCGGAGCUGCCCGCAACCUCAUCGGGACUGGAUACGACGUGCCGCAGCUGUCCAAGUAUCUUGACUUCAUCAACUUGAUGGCAUAUGACUUCCACGGUUCCUGGGACCAGAAGACCGGUCAGAAUGCCCCUCUGUAUGCCAGCUCAGCCGACACGACCGAAGCCGAACGUCAGCUCAAUGUGGACGCCAGCGUUCGCUACUGGAUACAGAGUGGUGUCGAUCCUUCUAAGCUCAUACUGGGAAUGGGGACCUAUGGGCGGACGUUCACUCUGAGCAGUGCUGCCAACAGUGGCGUCGGUGCGCCUGCCAGUGGUCCUGGAAACGGUGGGCAGUACACCUACCAACCUGGCAUGCUGGGAUACAACGAGAUAUGUGAGAAAAUCAUGGCAGGAGGCUGGACGGUAACGUGGGACGACCAGCAGAAGGUUCCAUACACGGUGAGCGGCAACCAGUGGGUCGGCUACGAUAAUGAAGAAUCCAUCAGAAUAAAGUCGCAGUACGCCCUCGCGAUGAACCUGGGCGGCGCCAUGAUCUGGAGCCUGGAGACAGACGACUUCAGAGGUCUGUGCGGCGCCGGGAGGUACCCUCUGCUCAGCACCAUCAACGGCGUGCUGCGAGGAGUCAGGUCACACAACAGCACUGCUACCGCGGUUUGGAACACACCGACCGCUAGCAGCAGUGGCGGUAGCAACGGCUGGGGCUCCAGCAGUACUCCUGGAACAAGCGGCCUCGGCAGCCUGCCUGGAAGCAACGUGACAGCGGCGACGCCGGCGACGCUGUGCAGGGCGCCGGGCUACGUGAGGGACCCGUACGACUGCGGCGUCUUCUACUACUGCUCCGCCUCGUUCGGCGCCUACGCCGCCAGCAGGUUCCAGUGUCCCGCCGGACUCGCCUUCGAUGCCCGCACGUCGAUCUGCAACUACAGAAACCUCGUCUCCUGCUGACGAGCUCUGCGGUUUUCCGCGAUUGUACAGCAACACGCAGUGUGAAUGACGGAACGACAACGUGAAAAA
Schistocerca piceifrons (Central American locust) is the source of this 1560-nucleotide messenger RNA. RefSeq names its product chitinase-3-like protein 1. Gene Ontology annotation, biological process: carbohydrate metabolic process; chitin catabolic process. The record is from RefSeq and is a predicted model, not a curated record. Gene Ontology annotation, cellular component: extracellular region. Bases 1 to 1491 code for a protein of 496 amino acids. Gene Ontology annotation, molecular function: chitinase activity; chitin binding. NCBI's taxonomy places the organism in Eukaryota, Metazoa, Arthropoda, Insecta, Orthoptera, Acrididae. The transcript is spliced from 10 exons.